This is a messenger RNA of Siniperca chuatsi (mandarin fish), 3793 nucleotides long. RefSeq lists its product as uncharacterized. Lineage: Eukaryota; Metazoa; Chordata; Actinopteri; Centrarchiformes; Sinipercidae. Gene Ontology annotation, biological process: response to bacterium. The record is from RefSeq and is a predicted model, not a curated record.
GGUUGGCCAAUCAAACACAGUCUUGUCUGUGAAGAGUGGAGAAAAGAUCAAGAUUCUUUUCACUCAAGUCAGCAAUUUGAACAUGAUGACAUCUCCAACGUUUGUUUUCUAUCUGGCAUGUUUGUUCUUGGGGAAAAUGGCUCAGAUGACUGAUCUGUCCUCAUCGGUUCGUCAAGAGAGUGGUUUUGUAUCAGCUAAUGUUGGUGAAAACAUAACUUUGCGAUGUUUCUAUGAAGGUGCUGUGGUAGCAAGAUAUUCCUGGUAUAAGCAAACACUGGGACAGAAACCAAAACUCAUCUAUACCUUCUACACUUUUAAUAAAAAUGGCACUUUUUAUGAUGAAUGCGAGAACAAUCCACGCUUCACAUUGGAUACUGAAAAAGAGGGCAUUACUGUCAGUGUAAAGGGUUCAGGUUUGAACAUCCAAGCUUCGGUCCAUCAGUCAGCAUCUGAGACCAUCCAGCCAGGAGGCUCUGUGACUCUGAACUGUACAGUACACACUGGGACCUGUGAUGGAGAACACAGUGUUUACUGGUUCAGAAACUCUGAAGAAUCUCAUCCAGGACUCAUGUACACCCAUGGAGGCAGGAAUGAUCAGUGUGAGAGGAAACCCAACACACAAACACACACCUGUUUCUACAACUUGCCACUGACGAGCCUGAAUCUUUCUCAUGCUGGGACCUACUACUGUGCUGUUGCCUCAUGUGGACACAUACUGUUUGGAAACAGGGCCAAGCUGGACUUUAAUCAUGAGAAAGACUCUCUUGUCUUGGUGUAUUUCUUGAUUGGCGCUUUGACAUUCACCACCAUCCUGAGUGUUUUACUGGCUUUCUCACUGUACAUUAUGAGUAAGAGAAACAGCGGCCAAUGUAGAGAAUCUUGCGUGAGAUUUUCAGCUUCCUCCACAACAAAUGCAGAGGAUUACAAAAAUGAGGAUAAUCUCCAUUACGCUGCUGUAAGGGUGAACAAGGCCAGCAGAUCAAGAAGACAGAGGGACGACACCUGGAGUGAAUCUCAGACAACUGAACUGAAAUUGGCCUCAUCUGUUCAUCAGGAGAGUGGAUUUAUAUCAGCUAAUGUUGGAGACAAGGUUACUUUGCGAUGUUUCUAUGAAGGAGAUGCAGCAAGGCUUUACUGGUAUAAGCAAAGUCUGGGACAGAAACCAAGACUUAUCUCUACCUUCUAUAAGUAUGAAAUAUAUGGUACUUUUAAAUAUGAAUUCAAGAACAAUCCACGCUUCACACUGGAUACUGAAAAAGGUAAAAAUAAUUUGCUGAUCACAGAUUUGCGUAUUUCAGACUCAGCUACAUACUACUGCGCAAGUAGCUAUACAUUUAUUUUUGAGUUUGCGGAGGGCAUUACUGUCAGUGUAAAGGGUUCAGGUUUGAACAUCCAAGCUUCGGUCCAUCAGUCAGCAUCUGAGACCAUCCAGCCAGGAGGCUCUGUGACUCUGAACUGUACAGUACACACUGAGACCUGUGAUGGAGAACACAGUGUUUACUGGUUCAGGAACUCUGAAGAAUCUCAUCCAGGACUCAUGUACACCCAUGGAGGCAGGAAUGAUCAGUGUGAGAGGAAACCCAACACACAAACACACACCUGUUUCUACAACUUGCCACUGACGAGCCUGAAUCUUUCUCAUGCUGAGACCUACUACUGUGCUGUUGCCUCAUGUGGACACAUACUGUUUGGAAACGGGACCAAGCUGGACAUUAAGCAUGAGGAAGACUCUCUUGUGUUGGUGUAUUUCUGGCAUGGGGCUUUUGCAUUCACCACCAUCCUGAGUGUUUUACUGGCUUUCUUAGUGCGCAUGAUGAACAAGAGAAACAGCUGCCUUUGGACAGGACAUACAGUGUCACUUCAGGUUGGCCAAUCACACACAGUCUUGUCUGUGAAGAGUGGAGAAAGUAUCGAGAUUCUUUUCACUCAAGUCAGCAAUUCAAACAUGAUGACAUCUCCAACGUUUGUUUUUUAUCUGGCAUGUUUGUUCUUGGGGAAAAUGGCUCAGAUGACUAAUCUGAUCUCAUCAGUUCGUCAAGAGAGUGGUUUUGUAUCAGCUAAUGUUGGUGACAGCGUAACUUUGCGAUGUUUCUAUGAAGGUGACGUGGUAGCAAGAUUUUUCUGGUACAAGCAAACUCUGGGACAGAAACCAAGACUCAUCUCUACUUUCUACACUUUUAAUAAAAAUGGCACUUUUUAUGAUGAAUUCAAGAACAAUCCACGCUUCACACUGGAUAAUGAAAAGCAUAAAAAUCACUUGAAAAUCUCAGAUUUACACAUUUCAGACUCAGCUACGUACUACUGUGCAAGUAGCUUUUCAAUAAUAUUGGAAUUGGCAGAGGGCAUUACUGUCAGUGUAAAGGGUUCAGGUUUGAACAUCCAAGCUUCGGUCCAUCAGUCAGCAUCUGAGACCAUCCAGCCAGGAGGCUCUGUGACUCUGAACUGUACAGUACACACUGGGACCUGUGAUGGAGAACACAGUGUUUACUGGUUCAGAAACUCUGAAGAAUCUCAUCCAGGACUCAUGUACACCCAUGGAGGCAGGAAUGAUCCGUGUGAGAGGAAACCCAACACACAAACACACACCUGUUUCUACAACUUGCCACUGACGAGCCUGAAUCUUUCUCAUGCUGAGACCUACUACUGUGCUGUUGCUUCAUGUGGACACAUACUGUUUGGAAACGGGACCAAGCUGGACUUUGAGCAUGAGGAAGAGUCUCUUGUGUUGGUGUAUUUCUGGCAUGGGGCUUUUGCAUUCACCACCAUCCUGAGUGUUUUACUGGCUUUCUUAGUGCGCAUGAUGAACAAGAGAAACAGCUGCCUUUGGACAGAGUCUCAAGCAAGAUAUGUAGAUUACUCCAAAACAAAUAGAAAGGGUUACCAAAAAGAAGACUAUUACAUUGCUUUAACAGACAUAAAGAUCAACAGAUCAAGAAGGCAGACAGACGACACCUGGAGCGAAUGUGUGUACUUUAGUGUAAAGCAAUAGAGCUGGACAUCUUUCUCUCUGCAAAAUAAGACGUGACCACUUUAGCGUCUCUCUAAAAGUGUCAUUUUGCUUUUCCUGAAACAUGAGCAGUUUUGUAAAUAUGAUUUUACCUCAGAAUGAUUCAUGUAAGGCCUCACCUCUCAGUAAUUUCAUUAAACAAGCUUUUUCAAAGAGAAAACAUAAAGUGCAAUGAUUUCUAUUUCUGUGCCAAAAGGUUGCAAUAGACUUCUCUGUUUCUGGUGCCAUUAGCUACAGUACUGAGGGCUUCCACAAUUAUAAAGUAAGAAAGUGCUGAACUGAAUUCAGUUCACAGUGGAAGAUGUACAACCUGUCAAAGCACAUUUAACAUUUUCAUAAACCCAAGCUUUCAUCAUUGUCUUUACUCAAACAGACUACAGCUAUCAGUAGCUGCAGUAAACAGCUAUAUAUUUUCCAUGUGGUCAGUUGAAAUAAAAUCUAUUGAUGGUUUUGUAAGGUUUGGUCAUUUUCAUGUUAACAACUAUUUUCACUUCUUGUCAUUGUGUGUGUGUGUGUGUGUGUGUGUGUGUGUGUGUGUUUUUUGUUUGUGUGUUUUCAUGCAGGAUGUCUCCAAAAUGUGUAACAACAAUUUUUAUAGCAGAUCAGAUUAAAUUCUGUGUGAUCUUUUCGUGAUCAAACUAAUACAGCCAAUGCAAAUUAUACUGUGUGUCGAGCUACUGCAACACGUUGAACUUGAGAAUAUGUGUGUGUGCACUCUACAAACCAAAAAUGUUAUCGGGAAGUUUGGUGAGUAAAAUAAGAACUGAUUAAAAAAACUGGACCGAG